This is a messenger RNA of Piliocolobus tephrosceles (Ugandan red Colobus), 2570 nucleotides long. It is a transcript of the gene LRCOL1, whose product is annotated as leucine rich colipase like 1. Gene Ontology annotation, biological process: lipid catabolic process; digestion. NCBI's taxonomy places the organism in Eukaryota, Metazoa, Chordata, Mammalia, Primates, Cercopithecidae. Gene Ontology annotation, molecular function: enzyme activator activity. Bases 26 to 616 code for a protein of 196 amino acids. The record is from RefSeq and is a predicted model, not a curated record. Gene Ontology annotation, cellular component: extracellular region. The transcript is spliced from 5 exons.
CACAAUCCUGGGUCUCCGCAGGUCCAUGUGCCCAAUGGCUGGCCCAGGGUGGACGCUGCUGCUACUGCUGCUGCCCCUGCCGCUGGGGUCCUUGGCGGGGUAUAGGUUGCAGAAGAAGCAGGUGAUCCUGUCCCAUAAGGUCAUCGGGGAGCCAUGCAGGAGCCAUCAGGAGUGCCAGAGCAACUGCUGUACCACCAACAGCCUGGACCCACACACGCUCUGCACCCCUAAGACCAUCUUCCUGCAGUGCCUGCCCUGGAAGAAGCCCAACGGGUACAGAUGCUCGGACAACUCGGAGUGCCAGAGCAGCUGCUGCGUCCGCGACAGCAAGAGCCCGCAGGAGUUCUGCACAUCCCAAACCGUCUUCCUGCAGUGUGUGCCCUGGCGCAAGCCCAACGGCGACUUCUGCAGCAGCCACCGGGAGUGUAGCAGCCAGUGCUGCAUCCAGCUGAGGGAGGACAGCCCCUUCCGCUGCGUGCCCCGCACCGGGAUCCUGGCCCAGUGCCUGCCCCUGGACCAUCUGAGGCUCCCCCUGGAGAGACUUGUGGGGCAGGAACCCCUGGCCGCGGUGGACUCUGCACAGCCUGAAGUUACACAGUUUUGGCGACUUCCUUAAGAAAAGGCAUAUGACAUUAUGAACACAGUGUUAGGCCUAAAACUGAACAUACUUACAGUGAAAGACCCAGCACACCACGAGUGUAGGAAGCUCACACAGGCAGCAUCACAGACAGAAUCGGAGGCCCACACAGGAAGCAUCACAGACAGAAUCGCACGGCACGUUUUUUACCCUAAAGUUCCUGACCUCACAGCCUCGGAUUACGUUUACAAAAUGACGAUUUGGUAACGUUUUCUAUGGCAGAAUGGAAAAUCAACUCAAUCUUCCCACAGAGGGGGCUGAGCCACAUUUUCUGUGGAUAAGAGUUGCUCAGGUAUGAACCUCCCUGGGCGUGUGUGGGUGACAGACACAGCUGCCGUCAAGCGAUUCCCAUAAGAAGUCAAAGCAAACCUCCAUCCUGAUUAGAAGCUGCUGAGAACUGAAUUUUCCACACACACCUCUACCUGUCUGACACCAUCCCCACACCCCAGCGUCUAGAUCCAGAAUCUUCAAACAGGACAUGUCGGAGACACCAUCAGGCCCCCGCCUUCAUGUUGAUGUCAAGUGGAUGAGCCCAGCAUGGGGGCCGUCCCUACGCGGGUGAGCUGGGGUUUGCGGGCCAUCCCCACGGAGGUAAGCCAGGGCAUGGGGGCCGUCCCCAUGGAGGUGAGCCAGGGAGUGGGGGCCGUCCCCACGGAGGUGAGCCAGGGCGCGGGGGCCAUUCCCAUGAGGAUGAGCCCAGCAACACCACGGAAAAAGCUUCCUCAACUCGCCUUCCCCACAGGUAGCUCCUGGCUGCUUGGCGCCCCUCCUCCCUCAGAGAUACCGGAAGUGCACGGGGGCCGUGCCAAGUGGAGACAGGUCUUGACCCAGUACAGUGAAAAGAUCUUAUUUUCCCAAACUUCACAGAAACACUGAUCGUGUGUUUGUCAGAGUCAGCUGAGGGCAGACGCCACACCAACAUGGGGACGGGGGUGUCUAAGGUGAGGGGCUGCGCGCUGGGUCUAGGAGGAGCAAAGUGAGCCCAGGGUGGAUGCAGAAGAGAUUCCCUGCCUAGCGCUCAGGAGAUGGUGGGGCCACAGCCACUGGUUUGGAGACGCUCUCUGGGUCGAGGCCAGGGGCCCAUGGCGGGGCCAGUAGCACUCUAUGCUAGAGGGAGGCACCUCUGGGUCGGCCCAGCCAGGGGAGUGAGUGAACCAGGAAGCCCCAGCUGCGUCCACUAUGGCAGAGGGGCUGCCUGUGGGCAGUUCUAGAACCAUCCAUCAGUGUGAGGCUGUCGGCCCCAGGAUACGGAUGAUCCCCCAACUCUGUCCAAACCCCUCGAAUCCUGUUUCCUGUCAUGUUGGGUCAACUUCACUAUGAAUUGGAAGUCUAAGAAAAUUACAAAAUGAAACAACAUCGUGAAAGUGGGCGUCAGCUGCCACUGUGCCUGAGUCCGCCUGUCCGUUCCUUCUGCACGGGUGCCCUCUCCCAGCCGCUGCCUGGCCGAUGUGUGGCUGGAGUCCGCCCCUGCUCCUUGGGGACACGGCCUUGCUGUGGACUGAGUGUGUCCUCACAUUCAUGGGUUCAGGCCCAGAGCCCCAGUGUGACGGGACUGGAGUGGGGUUCUGGGAGGUGACUGAGGUUUUGAUGAGGCCGUGAGGGGCCUCGUGAGAAGGGGAUUCACGCCCUUGUAAUAAGAGGCUCCAGGUGACCGCGGUGGUAAACAGUCACGCACUGUGAGAAAAAAGAGACGACAGAGCUGAGCAUGCCAGCUUCCCCUGCCCUGCCCACCCGCCGGGGGAGGACGCCCUGGGAAGGCAGCUGCCUGCAACCCAGAGGGGGCCCUCGUGGAGCUCGUCCUGCUGGCACUCGGAUCUCAAUGUCAUUGUUUUAGCUGCCGGGUCUGUGGGGUUCCGCAGGGCAGUCCAAGAAGGCUGAGACAAUCUUUGUAGCGAAAUCCUGAGAAACCCUUGCUUUCCACUCUAAUAGUGAG